CUGAUUUCAGUGUGUUAGAAUAAUGUUAAUCUGUGUGAGUGUUUCCUUGAAGUGAACACACCUCUGCAGCAUCAAGGAAAGUCCUUUUUCCUUCCAGGGGGGAGGUGACACUUGGACGUACAGCAGUGCUGUUUGUUUUGAGAUGUCUUUAAAAAGUGGGAUGAAGCAAAGUGCAGAUUUUUAAGAUACUGUUCUUUCUCUCUUCUUCCUGAGUCUCUUCUCUGCAUCCACUCCUUCUUCAGGAGGCAGCACAUCUCUGUUCAGGGGACGCUGCACCUAGUCUUUGACAAUGAAGUUCAACUUGUUCAGAAAGCCGCAGGCUAUGGCGGCAAACGAGCCCACAGGUGCCACCACCGCUACCAUGGCUCCCACUGCCCCUCCGGCUGUCAUCUCAACAUCUGUGCCAGAAACCUCUGGCUCCAACAACACAGAGAUCAACAAGAAUGACAUGUUCGAGGAGAUCAAGAGCAAAUUCUUGAAUGAAAUUGAUAAAAUCCCAUUGCCGCCCUGGGCUCUGAUUGCCAUCGCUGUGGUGGCCGCAUUGCUCAUCCUCACCUGCUGCUUCUGCAUAAUCAAAAAAUGCUGCUGCAAGAAGAAGAAGAAUAAGAAAGGAAAGAAGGGCAAGGAUGGCAUAAACAUGAAGAACAUGCAGGGUGGCGAGAAACUUCAGGAUGACGAUGAUGACGAGGGAGAGACCGGACUGACAGAGGAGGAGGAGAAAGAAGAGGAAGAGAAAGAGCAGGAGAAACUGGGAAAGCUGCAGUACUCUAUUGAUUAUGACUUUGAGAACACAAAGCUCACAAUCGGCAUCCUUCAAGCCGCAGACCUCAUGUCCAUGGACUCUGGAGGAACUUCAGAUCCUUAUGUCCGAGUUCUGCUCCUACCUGACAAGAAGAAGAAGUUUGACACCAAAGUCCACAAGAAAACGCUGAACCCUGUCUUCAAUGAGACUUUCGUAUUUAAGAUUCCCUAUGAAGAGCUCGGUGGGAAGACCUUGUGCAUGUCUGUUUAUGACUAUGACCGAUUCUCCAAACAUGACGUUAUCGGUGAGGUGAAGCUUCCCAUGAACACCAUCGACCUGGGACGGCCGAUAGAGGAGUGGCGGGAUCUGGAGAGCGCAGAUCAAGAGGAGCCUGAGAAACUCGGAGACAUCUGCAUCUCCCUCCGUUACGUCCCCACCGCUGGGAAACUCACUGUUUGCAUCCUGGAGGCAAAGAACCUGAAAAAGAUGGACGCCUGUGGGUUAUCUGAUCCCUAUGUGAAGAUCCAGCUGCUGCAGGGGGGCAAGCGCCUGAAGAAAAAGAAGACCACAGUAAAGAAGAACACCUUGAAUCCUUAUUAUAAUGAAUCCUUCAGCUUUGAAAUCCCACUGGAGCAGAUGCAGAAAAUCUUGGUGGCGGUCACAGUGUUUGAUUACGACAAGAUUGGUAAGAACGACGCCAUCGGGAAGAUCUUCGUGGGCAGUAAGGCGACCGGCCUUGGCCUGAAGCACUGGUCCGACAUGUUGGCUAACCCACGCCGCCCCAUCGCCCAGUGGCAUGCAUUGCAGCCAGAGGAGGAUAUCGACGGUCAGCUGGCAGCCUUGAAUGCAAAGAAGUAACAUGCUCCACCAACCAGCUAAUGCACUAACUCAGAAACCUAAGCCCCGCCCCUACUUUGCAUGAAAACCCACGACUUACCAAAUGACAACUCGUCAUGAAACCUGCUCAGCAAAAAAAGAGACGUCUUAGAAACCCGCUCACUAUUUUUAAGCAUCACAUCUCACCCAUUAGUGAGUGCUGGGAGGAGUGGCGUUGAGUAACCGGGUGACUGGUUCAUGAGUGAUCGACUUUUGGUCUUUCUUUCUUUGAAGAAACUUUGAAACUGAUUUUUAGGGUGCUGACACUGAAUGAGAAGAAGAAAAUGCUGGAAAUAAAGCUUUAGUUUAGUUUAGUUUAUAGAGCAUGCUUUACUUACCUCCCCUCUUCUCCAUACUUCAUGCCCAGUAUUGUAGCUUGCUAUUAAGUGUGCUAUAACUUGCAAUAGAAAGUACUGUAGUAUUGGGUUAUUUCUUGCAUAGAGUCUGUUUAAGUCUAUAAAUGCAAAACAGAUUUGAGAGUGAAUGAGAUAAAUGUCACUAAAUGCUGCAAUUCAUGUUGCAAUAUAUUUUCAAGAGAAAUCACUUUAAACGAUCGUUUAAUCAGCUCAUGUUUGAGAAGGAGUAUGUAGAAUAAACGGUAUGGCAGGGAUGACACAGUGGUUCAGUUUAAGUUGCUUGUUUUCAUCUAUGCAUUUAGGGACAAACACAUUUCAGUGUCUUCUAACAAAUCUGAUGUAGGAUAGGAGAACAAGGGUGCCUUUCCUGAUAUGACACUUUAAAGAAUACACUAAGCUCCAUUGUUUUAUUUUGAAGGGAACCUUAGAGAGAGUAACUAAUUCAAAGGUAGUCAGGGACACUGUGAAUGUGCCAUCUGAGAUCUGUACUGAGCUGUGUGACCACUUGGAUGUAAAACCUUACCCGUCUGACGGCAGAGUAAGGACACUAGAAGGCUAACCAAUGAUGUUCAAACCAACUAUGACUAUGCUUCUUUUGAAUUCUGCUGUUGCUUCCUAAAAACAGUGCCAUCUAAUGCAUUUUUUAUUUUCAUAUCCAUGAAAAGAAUACAUUUUUCCUUUUUUGAAUGUGGUAGUUUACAGAACAUGCUGCAGUGCACUUCAGUGCUUGUGAAAUAGAUUCAGGAUCACAGAAAAAAAGUUUUUAUAGAGAAUUGAAUCUGAAUUGUAAGUUGUAGCUGGCACUUUUUAAGAGAACAAGAAUUCACAUAAAAUUGCAUAUUUGUAAAGUCUCUACAGGGCAAAUGCUUCAUCAAACUUAGUAUAUGAUAAACAUGUCUGGGAUCAUUUGCUUGAACCAAACAGAACAUGUAUCAUGCCUCGCAGUAUUUCAUGUCGUUUGAGUCGUUCAGUCAUCAGCAACAAGCUUUGUAAAGCUGGAGAGACAGACUACUGCAAUGUGGUGGUGUUAAUACAUCAUCUCAGACAUACAGCGCUAGAGUGAUUAGAGGGAAGGAGGCAAGAAAUGGCUUUGGGAUUUUGAUUUUUAUAUGCAACAGAACACCUAACUGAAUUUUAACUGACAUCUUGCAACCCUUCAUUUAAAUAGAUAUUGUUACUGUUGUAUCUCCGUUUUUAUUGAUUUUUCUAUUCUAUAAUAAAUCAGUGCUAUUGGUCACCAUUGACAUUUGUCAGUGGAUUUUACAAAUUGAAAGUAUGAGAACUAGCUUGUGCCUCAACCCUGUAACUCCCUUUGAUUGGAGGACCUUAAAUGAUAUUUCUAUUCCUUUUUUAAUUGGUCUCUAACAUUGUAACUACUCGGUUGCUCAAUCUUGGUAAAAUAUUAAUUUAAUGAAAACAUACAAGUAACUAACUAUAUAGAAAAGCAUGAUACCAACUAUGACAGCACGGUAUUUGGUUUACAAUUUUCCUGAAAAGUGACUUUUUUGAAGAUUAGAGGCUUGCACACAAAAAUGAUAUUUGUCUUGGCACAUGGCAUUUAAAUGCUGAGCAAAUAUAGAUAUACCAUUAUUAAAUGAUGCAAAGGUUAACUGGUCAUUUUUGGAUCUAAGUAAAAAAAAAAAACCCUAAACAGUAGAAAAUUCACCUGUAAAGUUCAACUUCAAAGUUAAAGCUGCAUUAAGUAACCAGCCUUCAGAGUUACUAUACUGAUUUCCAAACUUUUGCACUCAUUGGUACCUCUGCCAUAGCUCUAAAACAGAAAGUGAAAACCAUGGCCCAGGGUCCACCUGCAGAUCAUUUUAAAUGGACUCACAGCAGAGUAAAUUUAAAAUGAAAUAUGUCCAGUUGGGAAUGCCAGAUCUGCUUAGAGUGUGACAUUAGACAAUAUGAUCGGCUUUACAUUGUUAUGAUGACGUUGGCGAUGUUGUGAUUGGCUGUAUGUCAGAGAAUGUAAGCAACUAGUUUACAAAAACUUGAAAUAACUUGUUUGAUUAAAAAAAUUGAUAUGUAUUAGUACAUUAUUUAAGCAGAAUUUAUCUUUACAUAGAGUAUUUGUGUGGGUUGUGCCAUGGUGGUUUUGUAUAAUGUAAUCAGUUCAGCAUUGCUAGCAGGCUAACAUUGCUAGCACUGAGAAAUGAGUGCUAUGAAUUUAUAUUUCAUUGGUGUUUUUUUUAAAUCAGAAUCUGCCUUAUUCGUCAGUUGUGAUUAAAUGUACAAGGAAUUUGACUUAGAUAAGCCGUGCUUGCUACAUGCUAACAGUUAAACAAUAAAUUUAGAUGUGCAAGCUUAUGGUAACAACACUGCAGUGAUUGUUCAACACAACUGCAAAAACUGCCACAAACACACUUUUGUUACCUCUCUUGUGUUCUGCAAAUCACAACCUGCCAUGUCAUUAUGCCAACAUACAGCCAAUCAUGCUUUGUAAUAUCACUGGUGCUGCUGUGUUUUGUCUGUAAACAAACAUUUUGACCAGAUUUGUUUACAUGCUUUUUCAUGCUUCAAUUGAAAUGAAAAAUGGCUAACAUUUGCAACCAAAACAAUAAAAUCUUGAUUUGUAACGCCCCUAUGAAUAAAGAUGAAAGGAUUAUAGAAGCAAAUACCAGCAUGAGGUGCCUGAAUUUGCUCCCCUUACUGCUCUCUCCAGGUCUAAGUUUUUCUUUCAGAAUUUCCAAUUACUUAGCAUAUCCUAACCUACCUUUAAUUAAUUUUACCAACUAGAAUACAGCAAAGAUGAGGUAUAUCAAAUGACAAUGUCAACCCUGAUCAUUUUCUUUCUAUGGCCCUUAGUGAAAGAAGUGUGAACACCCUUGAAGGAGGGUGCAUUGAAAGGUUAGAAGAAAUUUGGAACACAGAAACUGAUAUGAAAGAGAGAGAGAAAUGUUUAAUUCCCCUAAAACAGCAUGUAGGAGCAUAAUGGAUACAAUAGGUUACUGUAUUCCCAUGAUAAACAGUAAUCAGUACAAUAGCUUGGAUCUGAAAAUGAAGAAAGUGUUUAAUGUUAUAGAAAUGACCAGAAGCAGCAUCACUUCUCACAGAAUUUACUUUUAAAUGAUUAAAAGUGUACCAAAACAUUCAGCUCAUUCAACUAAUAGAAACACUCGUCAGCAUCAAGGAUGAUGUUAACAACAGCAUGUCAAGUGUUGCACCUUUGGCAAAUCACUCUAGCUUGUUAAAGGCAUUUCAAUAAUUAUACACUUGAAUAUAUAUUUAAUAUUAAAAACAACAUUAUAAAUCAGAGUUUAAAUGAGAGACAUAACUCUUAACAUUAUUCUGUCUAGAUCUCUGACAAUCAGCGAAAGUUAAUCUCGAUGGCAGAGGGGACUUUAAGUAAUUCAGAACACAUGGUUAUUCAAGUCCUUCAAUCUGAUUGGUAUUUAAAGUUCAAUUAUAAAUUAGGGCUUCAGUUAAAUUUUAGAACCAGGCACACAGUUGCAGAUAAAAUCCAAACUAUUACAGCUGUUUUUUGCCUCUAUAGGUAGUCGUCAGAAGUAAAAAAAUGUUCCUGCAGAAGGAUGAAAAGCAGCACACUGAUUGGUCCUUCACAGUACUACUUCUUCCUAUUGUUAACAUUAUGCAUUGCGCAAACUCUUGUGAAUAGGCUACAGCAUGUAUUUAAAAGACGAUGUAAAUAGUAGCAUGUUUUGAAGAGGAACCAUGAUUAUAUUGUGUAUGUGUGUUUGUGUUCUGUGUCAUUUUUUGAUAAUAAAACAAGAGUAAAAAAAAGAGUAUGCACUGACUGCAAACUGUGUAUGUGUUAUUGCUGAAUGAGAUUUAAUGUAUGUCUGAAUUACUCAUGUAAGGAUUCACGGGUUUCUUUAGAGCGAAGGCAGGGUCACAUUGUGCAAUAUAUAUGUAGAAAUAACCCUUCAGUUGUCAUAAUAGUGCAUGAUUGUGUGGUUUUCUGUCACUGUAUGUGUCCACUGUGCUAAACUGGAUUAUGCUUGGGCUACAAGUCAUGUAAUAACUAUAGUUUGUCUCUGCUUGAACUGUCUUUAUGUCUAUUAAGGAGAAUAUUUGCCAGCUCCUUGAUUUUCUAUCUCAGUGUACCGUAAGUGUUUCCUUUAUUUACUCCUGCCAGAAGUUGAUUACUUUUAAAUACAAGAAUUGAUCGACUUGUAGCCCCUCUUUCUUUACCUCAUUGAGUUUUACCUUCACAUCUCAUUGCUUUUCAAAUAAACCUACCCUAGCGUGUUACACUGAACCUUUCACAUGAGAAAUGAGUCAAUUUACAUAUGACAAACAAACGUAACAUUUAACUUUAUCAUAGUUUUAUCUAUGCUGGAUUAUUUAUUUGAAUUACUUUCACAGCAUAUUAAGGAUGCAGCAAAGCCAUCAAUAAACUCCUCAUUACAUGGUAUCUAAUGAGUGAACACAGUCACACUAAUGGAUUGCAAUGAGAUGAGCCGGUGUUGUGUCACUUGUGCAUGCUCUGAAGUAAUGAUGCUGUGUUUACCAUGACAUGUUUAAUGUGGGGAUUAUUCACUACCUUUUGCUUUUAGAGUCAAGUCAAUUUACCAUCCACCACAUUUACACAGUGCCCAUUUUCCUCUGAUGUCAACAAUGAAGCUAGUGUUGCUAUAAAGUAUCUAGUGCUGUAUCCCAGGUUUAUAAAAGCUAAACUAGGGGAAUUUUAUAAAAUCCCCCCAAAGAAGUAGGACUUGUUGUACUCAGCAAGAAUAUAGAGUUUAUCUGAAUAGAUGAAGGGCUGAAUUUAAUCACCCAUAUGGUUUGGACAACAUUUCAAGCUCCUAUCUUAUCAUUAACUAGCUUAAGCACACACUAGGGCAGUGUCCAAAUUCAUAUUCUUCAUACCACUUCUACUACAUACUAAAUAUAUAUUAAGCUAACAGUUAGUUUGCCAUUCCACCAUAGUAAAAAUCCUGAUAUCACUGCAUCAUGUGACCUCUUUCCAUUCAAAAACAAAGUCAUUCGACUAAACAGUUAUUUUAACAAUAUUUAACAGGGUUUAAAAUGCAAACCGAUAUGGUUUAUUUUUAAGUCACUAUAGUCUGAGAGCCCAAAUACUUUAUGGGUGAGUCUAGUACGACCAGUGAACUUAUGUGUCAUAGCCUUAUUAAAAAUUGUGGCCAAUCUAGUUUACAUCAGGGAUUUCUUGCAUACACAAAAUAAGCAUGCUAUGAAUUUGGUUGCACUACAUUAUCAAUUUGUUGUCACAUUUUACACAAAAAGGGUUUCAGACCACCAGCCAGCUAAAUUUACAGUGUUCCCAAACCAAAUACUGCUGUAAGUAUGCUGUAUUACAGUACCCUGACUUAAGUGCAGUACAGAGCGCUUAAUCACAGCGGGAAGUGAUGAUGGCAACAGAUGUUAGGCAAUUAUAAUCAAAAAUAGACGGCUAUUUUCAGUCACCAUUAGAUUCACGUAACCUGUAUUUUAUGUUAAAAUUAUCUGCUUAAAGAAAAUGUUCUUGUUUGGGGCUUAAAUGCCCUUUUCUUGAUUGAAAUAUGCUGCCGUUGCUAGCUAGCUAGCAGAUGCUAACAUAAGCUAGCGUGCUAUCAUGCUAACAGUACAAUAAAUGCUAUGUCACUGAUUCAAAGAGUCCAUUGUUUCACACCCAAUUCUUGGACUUUUUAAGAGCGUUAGUAGAAUAUCGGAUUUGAAGUUUUUUUUUACGUAUGCACUAAAAAUAUAGUAUUUAUCACAGAACUAUGUGAUUUGGGACACUGGUAAUCUAGCUGGCUACAAAACCGUAGGCUAGCUUACACCACAACAGGCCUAGUGCCUACUUAUUGUAAAAACCUUUUUGACAUUUGCAGACUAUUUCAGUUUUAUUAACAUAUUAGGAUUCAUAAGAACACUUUUAUUUGAACAGCUUACAAACCUUACAAGCCAUUAAAAUUAGCUUAAAGACAACAGUGUAGCUAGCCUACUCACAGGGUGAUAUCAGAGGAAAAUGACAGCUUUGUAUAUUCAGAUAUGGAUCAUUUUUCACACGUACACAGGACAUGAAGAGGAAAUAGCAUUGACUUCAUUUAAAUCAAUAUGUUAAUAGAUGAAUAAUGCAGCACAGUUUAAUUAUAUUUAUAAAGUUCACAUUAAGCUAGCAUAGUACUCAUUUUCAAUAUUUACAUAUUUUCCCCUGGAAAACCAAUACUCAUAGAGUAUUGUAGCAAAUGUUUGUCAUGAAAACACAUUGACAGUUUACUAGUAACUGCUAUCUUACAGCGUCUUUGUCAUGAACAUGGAACUAAAAAUAUGGGAAAGGGUUUCAUUGGACAUAAAACAUACCCAAAGAGUCAGGAUAGUUUAAGGGAAUUAAAUACUCUUAUAAAACAUUUUAGGCCACCUUUAAACGAUUUUUGUUGUUGUGAAAAUUGUAAAAACAUGAUUUAGCCAGUCAGAACUUUAAGAAACAAAGCCCCAACAUUGCGGAAAUUUUAUUGUGAAGAAACACCUCAUGCCACCUUGUGCUAACAUAUGAUUAGGGUCAUCCCCUCUCAUCUUCAUGAACUGCCAUUUACAUUCUUUUUUUUAUCUAUUUAUAAAAGACAAAUUUAGCCUUUCUGGUCCCUAUUUUUCUCUUAAUAACCUAUAUGUCUGUUCUCUGCGAUGCAGGCAACAAAAUCCUUGUCUUCCUUCCAAAGCCAUCCUGAGCACAGAGCAGACCCAGACAAUGAUAUUCACAAUGCAAUACUGCCAACCUGCUGCUUCAAUAAUUGUGUCUCUAGUCCUCCGAUGUGAGCAUAGCCAUGAUACAGAACAUCCAAAGACCUGAUCCCCAUCUGCGCCAUCAUUCAAUUCAUCCACUUCACAAACAACACAGACAACAGAAAUGCCCAAAAGUCUUUCUUGUUUUUGUCUUGUUGUAGAGGUGUGUCAAUAGUUGUGCCUUUUCUUGUGAUCUGCAUGGUUAAUUUACGUAUUUUUUUUGUUUGUUUGUUUUUUAGCAAAAAAAAAAAAAAAGAAAAAAAGUGGGAUAAGAGAAACAACCGUAAAAAUGUGCUCAUAAAUCACUUCUGUGGAACUGAAUGACUCAUGGGAUUAAAAUGAUGGGAUGGUUGGAAUACGUCUGUGUGUUGUCAAACUGUAAUCAUAGGAAAUAAAGGCAUUUUAAUUAGCCUGGUCCGGUGUGGUGUGUGUAUAAGGGGCUGGAUGGUGCUUUUCCACAUAGGGACAAUAGAUGGCAUCAGACACCAAAUGCUAUGCAUUAUUAGACCAUUAAACUUGGCCUUUAGGUCCACAUCCAUACUUUUUCACAUGGCACCGGCACAGCAAUGGGAGCCUUCUGUGGUUAAAUCUCUUGCUUAAGGACAUACUGACAUGUGACUGCAGCCCUCACAGUCACCCUGUAAACACUAAAACCUUCUCUCUUUAUGUACUGCAGCAGCAAAAUUAUCUUGCUUCACAUUCAGAUGAUUUAAUCAGUCCAAUUUAAAAUUACACAUCCAGCACUGUAAGACGUAGUUGACAUUUCUUAUAGUGAUUUUAAUUGCACUAAAGUUUGUUCUAGAAGUGCUGCACAUUAUAACAGGACACAUUACUGUGACAGUUAAAAACACAUUAGCUUAUCAAAUGAAAUAAAUACUCUGCAUAAAACACAAUACUUAUUCAUUACAAAAUGUGUUUAAGCUCAGCCUACAGGCUGGAUUAUAAUGCUUGUGAUUAAAAAAAUGAUACUCUUUGUACAGUGCAUGUUUAAAGAAUUAUAGUUAAGUACAGAAAUAACAGAAAGCUCAAAUGCAGGUUAAUUCACGGUGCAUAUCAUUCUCUAAACACCUAAACUAGUUCCUUGAUGGUGAAUGGGGUAAGUGAUGGCUGCUCGUGUCAGUCUUCAUCAUCAGUGUGUGAAAGUGGGGUGAAUGAAUAAAUGUGACCUUCAGAGUAAGAAUAAGUCUUUUGCAUGGUCAGACAAGUAGAAAAGUGCUAUACAGGCUGAAGUCCAUUUAUCAUUGAUAUUUUUUAAGUUCCUUCUUUCAGUCAAAACAGACUCGCCUUAAGAGUAUCCUCCUUUUCUGUGAGAGAACACAUAGCUUGAAGUAGAAAUAAUAACCCAUAAAUAAUCUUAUCUUUUAUUUUAACAAAACCACUAAGUUUCUUCAGAUUUGUCAGCUGUCUGCAAACAGGAUUGACUCUGUUCGUUCUCUACUCGUUCAGUCUUUUCUACAGAAGCUUAGUGACACCUAGUGGACCUUUCCGCAAACUGCAUCAUUCAGAACAUCAAUAACUUUGAAACAGUAUCUGUUAAAAUUAUGGGUGAGUGACAAAAAUAUUGAACUUUUUUGGGAUAUUCUAAUUUUUUGAGAUGAACCUGUAUCAUAAAGAUAAAUAACAAAAUCAGCAGUAUCUUAACAAUAGACCACAUAUUGUAUCUGAAUUUACUAUGACAUAUAAAAAUAACAAUAAUAUUCCUAAAUAAAUAUAUAAUGAAGAAUAUUGUCCCAUAUUCCUCUUGAUUUAAUUAAAAAAAAAUCUAAAUAAAAAAUAACAUACAGGACAAGAAGUUCAAGAGAUCCCUCAGAUAAAAUCUUUUUUCUUUGAAAAUUACAAGUAUUUGCUCUUAAUUUAAACUGAAGUAAAAAUAAAAAAUAAAUGAUAAAACUAAUCAUACAAUGCGACCAGACACGACAUUUUACUUUGAAAGUUAGAAGUAUCUCCUCCUCAUUUAAUAUGAAAUAUAAAUAUACACAGAAAUUACAUUAAGUGCGACAAAACGUGAUCAUUUACCUUAAAAAUGAAAUGUAUUUUCUCUUCAUUUAAUGUGAAAUAUAAACUUUAAACAAAAAGUAAGGAAAUUUGUGUU
This is a messenger RNA of Cheilinus undulatus (humphead wrasse), 10756 nucleotides long. Its product is annotated as synaptotagmin-2-like. Gene Ontology annotation, biological process: cellular response to calcium ion; regulation of calcium ion-dependent exocytosis; regulation of dopamine secretion. The coding region runs from base 290 to 1600 and encodes 436 amino acids. Gene Ontology annotation, cellular component: dense core granule; axon; synaptic vesicle membrane. The transcript is spliced from 9 exons. Gene Ontology annotation, molecular function: calcium ion binding; calcium-dependent phospholipid binding; syntaxin binding. The record is from RefSeq and is a predicted model, not a curated record. NCBI's taxonomy places the organism in Eukaryota, Metazoa, Chordata, Actinopteri, Labriformes, Labridae.